Molecule: messenger RNA, 650 nt
Organism: Impatiens glandulifera
Lineage: Eukaryota; Viridiplantae; Streptophyta; Magnoliopsida; Ericales; Balsaminaceae
Exons: 2
Coding region: 67-495 (142 amino acids)
Source: RefSeq, a predicted model, not a curated record
UAUUGUACACAUUUGUUCUUACUCAGACCAAAAACCGUUAUUCCGCGAUCACGAUUCGGCGUACAGAUGCGAAUGGAUAUUCGAUUCGGAAGGGGUGGAGGCUUGAUUACAUGUCAAAAUCUGUGUCCGACCUCACGAAAGCCACCCAGUUUCGGACCAUUUUGCUCCAGAAGAGAUUCUCAGUCGCCGGAGCCUGAGAAUAAUGGCGCCGGCAACGAUCAGGGAGGUAAGAAGUCCUCAACAGACUGGGACAAAGCUUGGUCGAGCUUCAAGAAACAAAGCAAGAAAAGCAUAUUCUCGGGGUUUUCGCCAAAUAAAUAUGUCACUUGGAAUCCUCAACAAACCAACUUUCCCCUCUCGGAGGAGGUCGAUCCCAUCAAACGCACCGAGAGGUCGAACCUCAUGUUAUGGACCAGUCCUCAGUUCACUCUUGUAGGAGCCAUUGUGAUAGUUACAUUUCUUUUGGUUUACACUAUAUUAGCACCAAUCAAGUGAUUCCAAUGAAUCUUAUUUUUUUUCUUUAAACAGUUCAUAUGUAAAUUUAAAUAUCUUCUUCCCAAAUGAAAAUCUUGAAUUCGCAAGUAUGGAUGAUAUGUUGUUGGCCUUGUUGUUCGUUAAAUUUAUGAAUAUAUGUGUCUAAGUUUAAUUUU